Molecule: messenger RNA, 900 nt
Organism: Exophiala aquamarina CBS 119918
Lineage: Eukaryota; Fungi; Ascomycota; Eurotiomycetes; Chaetothyriales; Herpotrichiellaceae
Exons: 2
Coding region: 1-900 (299 amino acids)
Biological process (GO): carbohydrate transport; transmembrane transport
Cellular component (GO): membrane
Molecular function (GO): carbohydrate:proton symporter activity
Source: RefSeq, a predicted model, not a curated record
AUGGUCUCUUUCAAAGUGAAGGCGACCCCGACUCGGUCGACAGAAGUAGCUGUCGCCCAGGCCAAGGCACCCGAAUUGAACCAUGUCAAUUGGCGAACUGAUCCGGGUUUGAGGAAGCUAUCCUUCUUCGCAGGCGUCAUUUGUGUCGCUUCUGCUACUACUGAUUACGAUGGCUUACCUAUCGUGCCUUUCAUCGCUGAUCGAUUUGGAGGAAAAUUUGCCAUUAUCACUAGUUGCGUUAUUAUGCUGAUUGCUACUGCGGUGCAAGGCGCCUCACAAAAUCUUGCCAUGUUCAAGGGAGGUCGUUCCCUCAUGGGUUUCGUCAAUUCUAUGGUACAACUUUCAUCCCCAUUAUUAUUGACUGAAUUCUGCUACCCCCAACACAGAGGACGAAUCACUGCGAGCUUGUGGAAUUUGGGAGCUAUCGUAAACACAUGGCUCUCAUUUGGCACGAAGAGAAUUCCCUCUGAAUGGUCAUGGCGCAUUCCCACCAUUAUUCAGGGUGCCCCGUCCCUGAUUCAGCUCAUCUUCAUCUUCUGGUGCCCAGAAAGCCCUAGAUGGCUCAUUUCGAAAGAUCGCACUGAUGAGGCUCUAGCAAUUCUGUCAAAAUACCACGCCAAUGGUGACAGUGCAUACCCAACCGUCCAAUUCGAGUAUGCAGAAAUCAAGGAGGCCAUCCGUCUGGAAUCCAUUUAUAAGAAAUCUUCCAGCUAUCUUGACUUCCUGAAGACUCAAGGCAACCGACACCGCCUCCUUCUCGUCGGUUCAUUGGGUCCUUUUUCUCAAUGGUCUGGCAACGGCCUCGUGGCAUAUUGCGCAACUGAUAUUUACAAGCCCAUUGGUAUCACUAGCUCGCAUAGCAGUUGGGGCUCAAUGGGGGUCAAAAUAUCCUCUCAUUGA